Messenger RNA from Apaloderma vittatum (bar-tailed trogon), 476 nucleotides. Its product is annotated as cytochrome b-c1 complex subunit 7. NCBI's taxonomy places the organism in Eukaryota, Metazoa, Chordata, Aves, Trogoniformes, Trogonidae. The transcript has 3 exons. The record is from RefSeq and is a predicted model, not a curated record. The annotation marks the transcript as partial. Gene Ontology annotation, biological process: mitochondrial electron transport, ubiquinol to cytochrome c.
UUGCAGGAGGUGGUCGCCUGAUAGACAAGAUUCGCAAGUGGUAUUAUAAUGCAGCUGGAUUCAACAAACUCGGACUAAUGCGAGAUGAUACGUUAUAUGAAGAUGAUGAUGUAAAAGAAGCAGUGAAGAGACUCCCAGAACAUCUGUACAAUGAAAGAAUAUUUCGCAUAAAGCGAGCACUCGACUUAAGCCUGAAACAUCAGAUCCUUCCGAAAGACCAGUGGGUGAAGUAUGAAGAGGAUCAGCAUUAUCUUGAACCAUACCUAAAAGAAGUAAUCCGUGAAAGACUCGAAAGAGAAGCAUGGAACAAGAAAUAACUCUUAAACUACUUCAUGCAAAUAGCCACAUAUUCGUGAUAUUUUAAAACAUUUGUUAUAGAGGUCUGCAGGGAAGCAAAUGUGAGGCUGAGGAAUACUGUUUCAGCUUGUUCACUGAGUCUGUUCUUCCAACUAAAAUAAACAUGUCAAAGUAUAAAA